This is a messenger RNA of Brassica rapa (field mustard), 3783 nucleotides long. RefSeq lists its product as uncharacterized. The record is from RefSeq and is a predicted model, not a curated record. Gene Ontology annotation, biological process: photosystem I assembly; response to photooxidative stress. Gene Ontology annotation, cellular component: chloroplast thylakoid membrane. NCBI's taxonomy places the organism in Eukaryota, Viridiplantae, Streptophyta, Magnoliopsida, Brassicales, Brassicaceae.
GUUUAAACUCUCUUAUUAUUAGUAUAAGAAAAUAACUCAAAACUUAAGUUCUCAUUCUCUAAACUCUUAUUAGCUAUGUUACAUUUCGAUAUCUUCUUAUAUAGUGUCUGAUAACUCGUAAUCCUAUUAAUUAACAUAUCUAGAUAACUCCUAAACAUAUUAUAAAUUCUAAUUUCUAAUUUCAAAAGGAUUAAGUUUUAUUUUCUUUUAUGCUUAAUCCAAGUCUUGGCAUUCUAUGAGUAGGUUCGACGUAGAUGAACUCUCUUCAGUUUUCAGCAGCGGUCACACACACACACACAAAAUGUACUUAAAACUCAAAGGAUCAGGUCACAAAUACGUGCAAACCAUUUUGUCUGUCUCCAUCAAACAUCGUAAAGUUGAAAAAUCAAAUAUUUUCUUUUUCCUUAAAUCCUCAUUCUAUUACAAGAUCCUCGCAUCUAUACACACACAUGAAUCAUGAUAGUAACCACAUGUCAAAAUCAUAAGACAGAGACAGGACCUAUAAACAUGUAAGUCACUACUAUCACCACGCGGCCCUGGACGUGCUUCCCACUUUCUUUAAUUUUUUUUUAUUCUACUACUUAUAAUAUCUAUCCUCUGCAUAUAUUUUCACUUCAAAUUACAAAAUCUAUCUCUCAAAAAAUCAAAAUUUAGGUAUGCCUCCUCCGGCAAUGCUUGCAUUUGAUGAUGGCUCAGAUAACGAGUGGAAGGGUUUCACAGUUUUCCCUGAAGAAAACCCUUGCCGUAACCCUAACUAUAAUCUUAAUUUCUUGGUGAAGAAGGCAAUUCUAGAGGGUGAGAAAACAACGGGUCCUAUUUUCUCCCGUCCUUCGGAAAGAGAAGACAGCUUCAGAAUGGUAUUACCUCCAGCCAUGCCUCCGCCUAGAGACUCAGCCGUACCGCUUCCUAUGCUCCCUGAGCCGAUGAGGAUCCGGAAGAAACUUAGCCCCCAAGAAUCAUCCCAUUUUACGAGGAAGUCUCGUUACUCGGACAAAACCUUCUACAAGGAAGAAGAUUUCAAAUGUAACGCCUUCUGUUUGUCUCUACCUGGCUUCGGGAAACAAAAGUCGAAACGCCAAGAUUCGAUGGAGAAGAAGAUGAUCAGUACAUCUUCUUUCACUAACUCCACUGUUUCAACACGCUCCUCGGUCGAGAUAUUCGAAUGCGGUUCCUGGGCCUCGACGACAGCCCUGAUGCAAGAUAACGGAGGAAGAUAUGUGCAAGAACUGGUGACUUCACGGUCGUCAAUAAGAGAUUACCAGAGAUCGGCUGAGACUUCACCGCAACGCCGUGUGAGAUUUUCCACACCUUCUUCGGCUUCGGUUUCUUGCCCUACUUCGCCGCGGUCUUGUAUCACCCCACGAUUGCGUAAGGCUAGGGAUGACUUUAAUGCCUUCUUAUCCGCUCAAGACGCUUGAAUAAGCAAGAAAAAAAAGACACCAAGACUUUUUUUAAUGGAAGUAUGUUGUGUGUAUGAUUUAUGUGUAUUAAUCUGAGAUUAUCUUCAUGUUUGUUUCAUAUUCUGUUUUGUUCUUGGCUAACAAAGAGAAAAACAAAGGAACUAUUUGUGCAUAAAUCUUAUGAGAAGAGAGGGACAGAAGUAGGUAGAGAAGUGAUUUUUUUGCUUACAUUACACAACAUUGGUAAAUAUUAAUACAGAAAACAGAACACUAAUCUUUGUCCUUUCCAUACCAUAACUACAUAUUAAUACAGAAACAGAACACUAAUCUUUGUUUUCUCCAUACCAUAACCGUACUUUUGAACUACAAAAUAAGUACCCAUAUAUCAACUCUACGCUUAGACUAAUACAAGAAGCAACUGAAAGUGCAAGAUGGGUACUCUGUAUUAUUAUGUCACCAAGUAUUAUAACAGAAUAAUAAAGAAGGUUUUUCUUAACAAAGAAAAAGUGUAUUACUAACUCCCUUUCAAGUUAACUUACAUGUCACACUCAAAGAAAGACUCUAGCCUGACACAUUCAAAGAUCUAUUCACAAUCCAAGAACCUCUCAUGACCCAUAGCCCUUAUAUUUUGUGUUCACAUACAUUAAACCCCAAAACCUUAUGCUUUUAUCUUUCUUUUGAAGUGGUACCUAACAAAGUGCAUGCCUCUCUCUAUUUAUAUUCAGUAGAGUUUGUGGUUCACCACCCUAGCCAACUUUCCAACGAAAAAAUAUUCCCAAAUUUUUCUUGUAGAAUAUUUUUAAAUCUUGUUCAAAGCUUUUUGGAAUUCAUCCCUUGAUGAAUUUUUUUCAUCAAUGUAACUCUUUGGUUGUUUGGCUUCAAAGUAACCUCUAGUUCAACUUUUGGCCAACUCAAAUUCUAAUUUUCAAGUCAGCUACAUAGCUUCGGUUCAUGUAACACUUCUUAUACUACUUCAUAUAGUACUUUGGGAUUGGUACAUAAAUAUCUUAAAGAGUUGUUUUCCUUAAGUUUUUAAAACUCAAUAUUCAUUGCACUAACAUCAACAGUAAGUUCCCACCACUCCUUUGACUUUGUUGCUGUACUUAAUUGCCACAUUGCUUUUUGAUUAUUGGGUUGAAAACAAUGGCGCAUCAUUCAACACUCUCUCUGUUGUUGUUUUGUUGCUCAAACCAACUUGAUCACAAAAUCUCCUCCCAAUACCUUGGAAAUGUAUAGAGAAGGAGAAACCACCAUUUGACAAGAGUGAUUUGAGAAGAAGAAGAGAUUUUUUUUAUCAUCAGUUGGAUCAACAAGGCUAGUCCAUAGCAACUUUACAACGUAGGGGAACACGACGGCAGAGAUGAAUGAACAUCUAACAACUUUACUAAAGACACUUGUACAAAAGAUUUCUGUUUAAAUCGAAAAACAUGAAGUAAGGAAAAGUUCGAGCUUUGAUGAUUUUCUCUCUCGACCUCUCCCUCUUACCAAUACAAGAUCAUUCAGAGGGAAGGUUUCGAGAUUAGCUCCUAUGUUUUGUUGUAAUAUAUUCGAUCCAAGGAUCGAUUUUUUUUGUUUUCCGUCAGCGGAUCUAAAUUUCGCGUAAGCGAUUUUUGUGGUGAUUUCAACCCUAAACUGAUCCGUUCUUCAUCUUCUCUUCUUUUAUCAGUUUUGUGGUUGAACUUUAAUAAAUUCGCGUUGGCGAUAUGUGUUUUCUUCCAUCUUCUCUUUCGCAAUAAAUUGUUACAUCCUGUUUGCUUGUGUUGGAUGCUCUGUUUCUCCAGGGAUAUGCACUUAAUCCUUUGUUGCGAGAGUCAAUCUUUACUCUCUUUGUGAGGCUGAUUAGCUUAAAUUAAAGUGUCUUUGCAUAGAGGAAGCUGUGGAUUUGGGUUGAUAUCGAUUGGCUUAAGCAAAGAUUUAGUAGAGUCAGCAUCUUCUAUAGAAGAUGGUCUGGCAAAAAAUCUUUUGUUGGCUUUUCGAUCUACCUCUGUGUUAUCAUCUACGGUGGAUGGGGCUUUCCAAAAACAAGCAAAGGCUGGAGCGAAAGUCGAAGACAAGAGGUCUUGCCGUUUACAUGAGGAGAGAUCCAUGAAUCUUACGUUGUUGAGAAGCAAACGAUGGAGGUUCGAUUCAGAACAUUCCCGGCGGCGAAGAACUACGGCGGUUGUGUUCACCGUCUCGCAUGAUAGACACGUAUCAGCACGUGUCUCGUGCUUCUUCAUAAACCGACACGUGGAUGGACAGCAAGCAUUAACCGAUCCUCAUCUUGGGCCUUAAGCUGUUAGGCUUCUUUAUGUAUUUCAUGUUUAUUGGAUCUCAAUGUAACGUAGAAGCCUUGUAAACUAGCCCACUAGGCUAAAUGAACGGAAAAACGUUGACAAAAAAA